Medioppia subpectinata is the source of this 339-nucleotide messenger RNA. The record is from the annotation of a GenBank genome assembly. NCBI's taxonomy places the organism in Eukaryota, Metazoa, Arthropoda, Arachnida, Sarcoptiformes, Oppiidae.
AUGAUUGCGGCCACCAAUCGGGUGGACAUUCUGGACCCGGCGCUCCUCCGGUCCGGUCGUUUGGACCGUAAGAUCGAGUUCCCGCACCCGAACGAAGAGGCCAGGGCUCGCAUUAUGCAAAUACACUCCCGCCGUAUGAAUGUGGACAAAGAGGUGAACUAUGACGAGCUCUCCAGAUGUACCGACGACUUCAACGGCGCUCAGUGUAAGGCGGUGUGCGUCGAGGCCGGUAUGAUUGCACUCAGACGUAACGCUUCUCAAGUGAUCCACGAGGACUUCAUGGACGCCAUACUCGAAGUUCAGGCCAAGAAAAAAGCAAACCUUAAUUAUUACGCCUAA